Messenger RNA from Cryptomeria japonica (Japanese cedar), 1263 nucleotides. RefSeq lists its product as uncharacterized. The transcript is spliced from 2 exons. Gene Ontology annotation, biological process: sodium ion transport. NCBI's taxonomy places the organism in Eukaryota, Viridiplantae, Streptophyta, Pinopsida, Cupressales, Cupressaceae. The record is from RefSeq and is a predicted model, not a curated record. Bases 143 to 727 code for a protein of 194 amino acids.
AAUUCAUAACAAGGAGGAGGAUUUUAAGACGAUUUUCUCUGUACCAUGGUGGCCUUACGUGGGACAGCCCAAAUCUAGAUCAUGUAAAGAGUGAGAAAACAAAUUGUUAUUUGUUUGUUCUAACCUUGGCCUUUUGGGAAGCAUGGAUAUUGGAGAGGAGGUGAGAGACGCCCUGCGACCAUUCUCAAGCGCUGCCAGCGAUGAUAAGCUGGAAGCCCUUGCCAGAGCCGCCAUUGCAGUAAUACUGGAAGAGAAAAGCGAGGAAUCGGCUCUAUCACCUUCCUUGGGGGGUGACAUAGUGCUGAUUAAACGCAGCUACUCGGCCCUGGUGUGCAUCUUCUUGGAGGCCGCCCGCACAGAUCUCUCUUCCCCCCAUUUCCUUGCCUUCCUCACAAACGACUGCUCUUUGCCCGCCUCCACUGCAGCCCCGCUCUGUGACCUCCUCGCCCAACACAAGCCCCAAUUGCGAAGGGCUCUCUUGCCUACUGCUAACCAUACUUAUCUAAAACGUCUCACUGGAGUUGAGUGGAGGCUCGAUUACUGCGUCUCCGCUUCACAGGAUAAGGGUCUGAAAGAGCUGCUCUAUUUUCUAGGGCUUAAGACACUUGAUGUGCAUUCGGCUAGCCCUUCAGAGGGCACGCUAGAAUUCGCUUGUACGGUGGAGCAGCUCCAGGAUCUGCUUGCGCAGCUCAAGGAUGCCUGUAAAGCACUUGAAAGGGGUUUCUGAUUCAUGCCUCAACUCUCUGUAAUUCAGCCACUCCAUCUAUUUAUGCUAGAUCAAUUAAUCAAUGGGUAUGAUUAUAUACCAAUCUUGAACUCUAUUUUUGAGAUUUGCAAACAUGGUGAUACUAGAAUGCAUACCAUAAUUUUUAAGUCACAGCCUUGCUACAUGACUGCUGGAGUUAUUUUCUGCCUUGUUACUAUGAACUAACUAUUUAAACUGAGUCACAAAUGCUCGCGUUACUAUUAACCUUGAUGGGAUAUUACUUAUUCUUAAAUUAUUGGAUUUGUCUUUUUUUGGUACUCCUGGGGUGUUUUUGCACUAGAUUACCUUAUUUUGUACUGUCAAAUUUAAGAACUUCAUUUAGCAUCAGAGGCUGCACUGGAUUACCUUAUUUUGUACUAAGUCGAAUUGAAGAACUUCAUUUAGCAUCAGAGGCUGCAGAACAUCAUUAAAAUGAAAAUCAAUAAACACUAGCAAGGAUUUUACUAGCUCUACUUGUUGACAAACAAAUAAGGUCCCAAUUAUGAACUUUACUAUUA